GCUCGCUUGCCGCGGUCACGAGAGCACUGGGUGACGUCACUUUCCUAAACCGGGCAACAGCUUUUUGAGUAGAGUCCCGAGCGAGCGAGAGACAGGCAGGAGUAAGUGAACAACUGUUAAUGUAUGCGGGCCGAUCCGGGCCAGUGUGUCGGAGCGCACUGUUUUCUACUCCUUUAUGCAUCCGCCUGCUCGACAACAACGGCUCGUUCAUUUCUCACCGGUUCCGUAGCUACUCUGUUUUUGGCACAAAACAGUUUUUUUUUUUUUAUGUGUCCAGCCCUCCUGCGACUCAUAACUGGCCUUGACUGAGUGAUUGAGCGUGUGACUGCAUGGACCGGACUGAACAUGAAGAGCCUCAAAGCAAAGUUUAGAAAAACCGAUGUCAAUGAGUGGAACAAAAACGACGAGCGCCUGCUUGCUGCGGUGGAGCAUGGCGAGGUGGAGAAGGUGGCAUCACUUCUUGCCAAGAAAGGUGCCAGCGCUGUGAAACUGGACGGCGAGGGCAAAUCAGCUCUUCAUGCGGCAGCUGGACGAGGACAGACAGACUGCCUAUCUGUCAUCCUGGCCCAUGGAGCUGACCUGUCAAUCACUGAUGCUGCAGGUUUCAAUCCGUUACACCUGGCAGCCAAAAACAAUCACACCGAGUGCUGCAAAAAGCUCAUUCAGAGUAAAUGCCCCAUCGAUGCUGUAGACGGUUCAGGAAAGGCUGCUCUGCAUCACGCUGCUGCCAGUGGGAACAUCCAGACCGUCCAACUGCUGUGUGAACUCAAAAGUCCCAUCAACCUGAAAGAUGCCGACGGACUCACCCCUUUGCUGUUGUCAGCCAAACACUCUCAUGCUGAGGUGUGCAGCGCUUUGCUGGACUGCGGUGCUGAAAUCAACACUUCUGACAACAGUGGCAGGACAGCCUUGAUGCUGGCUAGCGAGUCAAACGCCGUUUCUGUUGUUGAAGUCUUGGUUCAGCGAGGAGCAGAUCUGUCGGCUGUAGAUUCACAAGGCCAUGACGUCGAACACUACACCAAGCUGCUGGGCAACUCUGAGGUCAAAACCGCCCUCAAUGCUGCCGUAAACAGACAACCGGCCUCUGAUACAAAGUCUCCUAGAAGUCCUCAGCAUGAUCAAGUAGCUAAACUAAGUGAUGAACGGAUCACAACUCCCAAAAAACGAAAAGCACCUCCACCUCCUAUUAGCCCACUGCAGAGCUCUGGGCCCUCUUCUCCUUCAGUCCUCACCUCUGCUGGGACCCCUGGAUCCGACAAAAGUGACACUCCAAAAAGAUUCAACUACAAGGACGAUGAGGUUAAAGGAACGACAAUGAGAGAGGAGGUCGAAAAGCUCCAUGAGGAGAGAAACAUGUUGCUGGAGACAAUCGAAGACUUGAAGCAUUCCGUGGAGCAGAAGUUGACGGGUCCCGAACUGGAAACAAAGGUCGAGCACGGUUUUACAGCAUCGGCAACUCUGGUUUGUGCUCUGAAAGCCAAGAUUACUGCUCUAACUGUGGAGAAUCAGCAACUUGCAGGCAAACUUAAGAAACAUCCGUCCGUCCAAGUAAGCGAAGACCUGAAGGACGACAGUCGUCCAAACAGCAUGGCUUCCAACUCCUCCUUCCACUCCACCCAGGAUGAGUUUGAUCUACUGCCACAAGUGGAACGGGAAGACGGUUCAGGCGGUGUUUCUGUCAGACGAGAGGAAGAAGAGGGUGAAGGAGGGAGAGGAGGGAGCAAAGAGGAGAUCAGACUGUUGAGACUGGCGCUAGAGAGCAUUCAAGUGAAACUACUAGAAACCAGGAAGGAGAACCGCUCGCUUCAUGCCCAGCUGAAACCUGAGCGAGGCAGAGAAGGAGAAGAGGAUGAAAGCGUGACGGAGAAAGGAAGAGAGGAAGAGUUGAUGGAGAGUCUCGCGGAGCUUCAGGCAAAGCUGACUGACGCUCAAGAGAGAUACCACCAAGCUGUGGAGGAGGUGGAGGAUUUGAGGGUGCAGAUGGGAAGGGGAGGAGGUGAGCCAGUGGAGACACAGGAGGUCCAGAGACGUAGAUCAUCCACACUUGAACAUGAAGUAAAACAGCUGAGGGGCCUGCUCGUCCAAUCGGGAUCUGAGCAGGAGGACGCAGCUCAACGCAUCCGACAGCUGGAGGAAGCCCUGAGGAGGGUGGAGGAGGAAAGAUGGAGCGCAAAGGAGAAGGAACAGAGGGCUGCUCAGAUUGAGGAGCUGUACAAGGAGGCACAAGAGGAGAUUAGGAUGCUCCAGGAGGCUCUGAGGGGCACGGUGCCAGUUGAAGCAGCAGCCAAAGACUUUGAAGAACUGAAGGCCGAGCUAAAUGAGGUCAUCGCUGGGCUGCAGCGCCGCUUGCUGGAACUCUCGCACUCCUUCAGCGAAACCAAAAGUCAGCUAAGUGCUGCACAGAAACAGCUGGCUGAGAGCAGUGCAGCCUCAUCUCCCUCCUCGGAACAACAGCAGCAGGUCCAGGUGCUGAACAGCAAGGUGGAGGAGCUGCACACGUUGCUCGCUGAGACGGGGAAGAAGCACUCGGCCGCUCAGGAGGAGAUUUCACUGCUGAAGCAGGAAGCAGAAGCUCAGGCACAGAGCUCCGUGGCCCUCGCCGACCACACGCAGGUGAUGUCAUCGCUGGGAAACGCCAUCAAAGAGUUGGAAAGCCAGUCGGAGACGCUGAAAGAGCAGCUACACCAGAAAAUCUUGCAGGUGGAGGCUCUUCAGAACAGGCUGACAGCAGAGAAAGAUGUUACCCCCGAUGAUUCUGUCUCCCGCGCUGAGCACGAGAACACUCAAGAGCAGCUUGAGGGCAAGGUGAACCACCUGACGCAGCUCCUCCAGGGGGCCCUCAGAAAGCAGGACGAGAUGGCUCUGGAGGCUGCUGAUGCAUGGCAGAAGGCACGGGAUAAUCGUGCAGAGUGGGAGGCUCUGCAGGAGCUGGUGAUGUCGAGGGAGAAGGAGAACCAGUCGCUGACCACCAGGCUGGCUGAGUCCCAGGAUGCCGUGUGUCAGCUCAAACAGCUGGUGGAGAACCACGUUGCCUCAGAGAGAGAAAAAAACAAGAGGAUAGAUGACCUGUCGCGGGAGGUGGGGAAGCUGAAGGAUGCCUUAAACAGCCUAUCGCAGCUCUCCUACAGCUCCGGUUCUCCCUCCAAGAGACAGCAGCAAAACCAGCAGCUAAGCCAGCAGCUGGAGACGACGCAGCAACAGAUCAAACAACUACAGUACCAGCUAGCUGAGUCAAAGAAGCAGCACAAUGAUAUAGUGUCAGUCUACAGGAUGCACCUCCUCUAUGCUGUCCAGGGUCAGAUGGACGAGGAUGUCCAGAAAGCCUUGAAACAGAUCCUGAUGAUGUGCAAGAUGCCAAGCCAAGCCAAGGAGGCCUGCUAAGACACGCUGGGCCUGGCUUCCCGAAAGCACGUUGUGGACGAAAGUGAAGUGAACUGCUGGACCGUCACCACAUGUCCUCCCGUCCGAAUGCACACGUUGCUUGUGCUGAUUGCAAGACAGGCCAACACAUGGUGCCUCUGGAUAAACCUUGAGUAUUUGUUACUGGGGAACAGGUUUACAACCAUGUUCAUUGCCUUCGCAAAUGUCUUUUUUGACUGACUAAUAUCAUCAAUCUUAUGAUGGGGAAACCCCAGCCCAGCAUAAAGACACUGUACAUCAGCCAAUUGACCAUUCAAGUGAAUGAGAGAACCAAGUGGUUCCAGCCAAACGUUUAAUCUCAGUAUGUGCAUAUUAACACUACACUAUCCAUGUGCAGUAACCUUAAGUCACAUGCAGUUGGAUAAGCGUGAUAAUGCAAACAUGUGUGUACUCUGACAUAAAACAUACAUAUACCAUGUAUGUGCGUACUAAUCAGUCCACUGAAAACAGUAAGUUUCAUGUGGUUUGUUUUUGUUACAAUGUGCGCUUAGAGGAAUAAAAGACUCACUUGGCACUGCUGUUGGUAGUAUCCGUUUUAUGAUACAACAGUGUUAGUAUUAUUUGACUUGUUGUCUAAAGGUUUCAUGGUUGUCAACAUUUUCCUGAUGCAGUGUAAAUUAUUUGUGCCCUCUUAAUGCAUGUGACUUUGCUUAACGCCAGCCCAAAAAUCACAAAGAAAUGUUAUUUUUUGGCUGCACUUCGAUGAAGAAAAAGCAUGAUACCGUUUGUAUUGCUAUUUUCGUAUUAGCACAAAAUUUAUAAAAAUGUACUUUACUGAAAUGUAUUACAUGCCAUGUUUUCUAAAAUACUGUACUGUAUUGAGGAGGUUCGAUAGCUGUAUUUUUGAUGGCCUUUGUUUUGUGUGAAUGAAAUUAAUUUUCCUUGAGUAUAACAACGCACCAAUUUGUCUAGUGACACCUGAAUUAGUCUAUUUUCCUGUUUUCAUUCAUAUUUUACAUAUAACGGGUUGAACAUGAUUGUCAACUGUAAUCAGAAAACAUUUCAGUAGUAACAAAUGUCCAACAGUAGGGGCAAACUUUUUUUGUCUUUUUGACUGAAAGGGAGAGUUCCUCUCUUGUCUAAUCUUACACUUUGGCCUUUUGUUCAGCAAUUCCUUACUUGAAAAUCAGGCAAAAUGUGUUGGCUGACAGCAAAUGGUUGAGUCUGCUGUCAGGUGCCUGGAAUCAGACGAGCAUUUUUCUGGCUCUGCAGUAAUUUCAACUGACAAUUACCUUAAAUAUCAGUAAUUCUCAAUUGUGAUAGAUGCCAAUUUCACCAGGCUUCCUUAUUAAUUUAUUAACAUUUACCAGGAAUGUUUUCCGUCUUCCUAUUUGUGAGACUCCCAUCUCUUUCAGUGUUUCUUUGUAGGUACGGAUUUACACUGUACAGAAUACAUUUUAAAUGCAUUUCUUUGAACGUGUCUUCUAGGGGCUUCUGAACUGUUUUCACAUCACACUCCUUUGCCUCAGUACUGUACUUAGAGCCAUACGCACUUAGAGAUCAUCCUUCUUCUGAACAGUGUGUAAGACUAUUGAGAACACACUCUCGACACUAAUGCUGUUCAACUUUAGUCACAUUAAAUUCUUUUGUGUAUGACUGACUGAAACUCCCAGCCUCGUUUCUCACUCAGGAACCUUUUUUUUUUUUUUUUAAUAAACUGGAGGUGAUUUACACCUGACUGAGAUUUCUUAGAACCCGAGUUGAGCUUUUGCUUCAUUUCAUAGGUUGUUGAAUAUCAUAAACUACGUAACUCUCUCUCUAGGCCUUAAAAGGGAAAAUAAAUAAACUUCUUUGUUGGUUGUUUUUGAAUUGACAUGAAAAAAAUGACUUGUUUGCCAACUGCUUUGUUGCCCGCAUUAAUACAUUUGCAAGAACCUGUA
Messenger RNA from Anarrhichthys ocellatus (wolf-eel), 5300 nucleotides. RefSeq names its product retinoic acid induced 14 (gene rai14). The record is from RefSeq and is a predicted model, not a curated record. Lineage: Eukaryota; Metazoa; Chordata; Actinopteri; Perciformes; Anarhichadidae. Bases 346 to 3381 code for a protein of 1011 amino acids. The transcript has 21 exons. Gene Ontology annotation, molecular function: actin binding.